UAUCCAGUAUUUCGUCUUCGUGUAUUUCAAAAUUUGUUCUGCAAUGACCUUUAUCUGCUCAUGCUCAGACUGCAACGGUGAACUGGCUUAUAAUGUCCGUCUACCAGUAAAUUUUACCUCAUUCUCUUGCUUGCUAUUAACUUGAAUCUAAUAGUCUGUAGUGCAGGACGACCAGAGUGUUAACACGAGCCCGACCCUGACUGAGCUGGCAGUGGGUGACUACACACUAAAAGGGUGGCAGGAUUGUGGUUCGAUGUUUGAUAAUGUGAAGAGGGUCACUAUAAUGGUAGUUAGGCCGAUCAACUCUGACGUCAUUCAGAGGAUCCAUCUACCAGGAGCAACAGAACUUACCAUUCAACCACCUGAGAAGAGUUAUGCACAGCCAUUUUACGAGGAGCCCACUUCACUACCCAACGCCCUCCUGAAUAUCUCCCCUCAGCUUGUCAAGGUGACACUCUGCGAUGUUUACAUUGGCAACAGAACGGUGGAACAAAUCUUAGUAGCUUUCAGAUCAACUCACAACCUCAAACAUCUGGAGACUAUCAGGUUCAUAAGAUGCGGGACAGAUAAGCGCAUGGAUGAUUUCACCGCUGUUUGGAAUUUAUAUCAAUUCAUGGAGGUAAAGGUAGAGCAUGGCAAACCACUUGGUAAACGGACUAGUGAACAGGUAGAUGGCAUCCUAAUAGAUCGGUUCACUCAGACGACAAUUGCUCGCGAAGACGAAAUUACCGGCUAAAUUAGUGGCAACUACAUAAAUACACCAUUAAAUACUAUCACGAUCAAUUUGAACUCAUGACCCUUUUUCUACUUUGUCAAAUACAAUUGUCACCCAAUCGAGUUAUUCACCCAAAGAAACAUGUGCCUAUUUAUAAGAUAUUACACGGAUGUGUAUUCUUGACAUCGAUUUUGUGGCUCUUUUUCUUCCAUUGAAGAAAUUGUGAUUUUGAAUUCUCUCCAAAAUAAGGAAUUUCAGGGGGGGGGUCAGGAAUUUCCACGGUAAAAAUCUCAAGACCUGUAAAAGGGUCAAAAUGUUGUAAAUAUCAUAAUUGUAAGCGUUCCUAUAAGUAAGAUGGCUAAAUAUUCAUUAUUAGCAAAAUCACGGUCAAUUCUAAUUUGUAUUAGUUUUAUUUACCGCUGCUUGUUAUGUACAAAAUUAGGGCUUCAAUUUUUACAAAAAAUUAUAGAGUCAUUUGAUCUUAAAUUUUGCCCAUCAUUUCAGAUAAUCAUCUUGCUGCUGCAGAUAAAUGUUUAGAUAAGUUUCCGAGGGCUUGCAAAUCCCUGAUAGGGGCUUUGAACAUUAUUUGAUGACAGAAAAACGCAUUCUCAUGGAACAAGAGCCUGCUCAGUUAAUCAUGGAUAAAUAUUCAGAGUUAAGAGACCUGUAAAGAAGGUGAUGGAUUGCUGUGAGCUAUUUUAUAUAUCAUUCUUAAGGGUGUCGCGUUAGGGAGUUUAAAUUUGAUAAAAUGUGGUUGUUAGUUAUGGAUACCUACCAAAAUUAGAAUCCAUUAGAGUGUUCAAUUAAUGUCAUGGACAUAUGAAAUACAAACACUGAAUAACCGAUCAGGCUUAGAACAGAGAGUUAUUCAUGCUACAGUCAAGGGUCUUUUGAAAAUACCAGUUCUUCAUUACUCUUAAUAACUGCAACAAUGUUGCCUGCCUUAUCACUUAACAUCUUUCCAAGAUUUGAUGAGAUUACUAUAUUUUGAAUGGAUACUAUAUGUUAUCGUUCAGAAUUAUUUGUGUGGUUUUAUAAUUGCAUUGAAGCCCCGUGCACACGAUGCAGGGAUUUCGUGACACAAAGUGUGUGCAAAUUGAAUGAUGCAAACCUUUCUUCGAAUUUAAGGACGUUGUGGUCCUAACUCAAUCACCUAGCUCGGUGAGCGCAGGUAUUAAUGCAAUGUUAACACUGCCUCGUGUGCAAUGAGUAUUGUUCAAAUGAUGUCUGUGUCAUUAGCUUUCAUGAUUUAUUUAUUACGUUCUUUGUAAAAAAAAUUAACAGCGUGGUCUUUUCAGAACCAAAAGGGUGCUCUAAAUGAGAGCUUUGAAUGUGUAAACAUUGAAAUUCUACAAUUUAAAAAAAACAAGGAACAUAUGACAGAAAUGACAGUAAUUAAAGUACAUAAAAGCAAAUGUAUAAAUACAGAAUAUUACCACAACAAAUCUGAACAAUAACUAAAAUUAAUUUAUAAAACGAACACAAAUAUUCAGAGGAAAAGUUAUUAGUACCCUCCCUCCCCCACACACACAUCUCUAACUCGCAGGCCUAUAUUGCUUUUGUGCAUGAUAAUCUAAGACAAGAAUAAGGUAGAUUUCCCUCAAAUUGACACUUACAUCCUUGAAAAUCCUCUCUGAAUAAAGUAAGAGUUUUCCUGCCGACAAUCGCAAUAAACUCACUUUGAUUAUUAAUGAACGUAGAUACAACUCACAAUAUUUGGGUUGCAAACUUAGAAACGAUUCUAUAAUUGAUAUGUUUAAAUUGAUGAUAAUUUAAGCACGAGGCCUUAUAUGAUUUCACACAAGCGCAAGAGUUUUAGGGUAAACCUUUUGGAUUUGUAUCCACAGAUAGAAAAUGAAGGAGAUGUAUUUUGUCAUGGAGGCUUAUAUCGACCCUUUCAACAGAUCAAAUGAAUACCACUUUUCUUUCACAAAUAAAACAGUGCAUUGUGUUAUUCAAUAAAUCGUGUAUAUGACCUCUUGCUUGUGUUACGUAAAAGGUUUGUAAUGAUUUAUGAUUUUUUAUUUGGAAAGGUAAAACAAUAUUUUAUGAUAUAUAUGAGUUUGUAAUUUUGUCUGUUGAUAAUUUGUAAAUAACGUUGCCUAAAGAUAUGUGCCCAUAUAAAGCAAUGUAUUUGCAACGCAGGUUAUUAAUGAUAACUAUGAAUGUAUAAAUGUUAAAUAUCUAAUAAGCUGUUUUUCUACAAGUUCAACUGGUCAUUGUGAACUAUUAAUUCCAUGUAAGACAAUUAUUAAGAGUAAAUCAUGUAGCAUAAAGCUUGAUAUUUUAACACAUGUUUCUGUAUUUGUUAUGUUUAUUGUAUAGAGCACUGAGACAUUAUCGCAUUUUGCAAAAAUAUUCUAAAUGCACAAUGUACCACUAGUAAUAGUAGUAGUAGUUGAUUUUGUUGUUACUUCUGUGGUCUUGUUGAUGAUGUUGUUGUUGUGGCGGUAUCAAUAUAAGUAUUUGUAUUAAUUGACAUGAUCCCCUUACUUACAUUCUUUGUUUUGACCAUGUUAGCUAUCUCUUUAUUAUGUUAUUUACUAUGUUAAGUUAGUCAUUUUAGUAGUAUAAGAUUUGUAUAUUUCUCUGUGUUGAUUCCUUUAUGUGAUUAUAUUUCUCAUCAUUAUGCUUGUACAGCUUAUAGAGAAACUUAUGUUUAUUAUGCGCUUUAUAAAUAUUGUAUUAUUAUUAUUAUUAUUAUUAUUAUUAUUAUUAUUAUUAUUAUUAUGUCUAGAUGGGAUUCGUUCUGCAAUAAUUCUUUAGAAGGCAGAAUAUAUCAUGAAUUAUCCUCAACACCCACUCGAUCAAUGUUUUUGUUGGAUGCGAAAAGGUAAAAGUCCCCAAAGUGUAGAAGAAAUAGCUCUCUGAAAUCCUGCAUUCCCAUUUCCAUGAGGGCCUUUAAACAGCUCACAUGGAAUAAAGAAGAUAAUUUCAUAUACAUGUAUGAGUACAAUAAUUACCCAUAUGAAUUUUGCUCAUUUCUUACAACCGACUUUCUAAUCUAUCAUGGAAACUGAUGCUUAAUUAAUUAACAGGUGAAAUGUUU
This is a messenger RNA of Strongylocentrotus purpuratus (purple sea urchin), 3764 nucleotides long. RefSeq lists its product as uncharacterized. Lineage: Eukaryota; Metazoa; Echinodermata; Echinoidea; Camarodonta; Strongylocentrotidae. The record is from RefSeq and is a predicted model, not a curated record. The transcript is spliced from 3 exons. Bases 254 to 736 code for a protein of 160 amino acids.